This is a messenger RNA of Grammomys surdaster, 2499 nucleotides long. RefSeq names its product interferon-induced GTP-binding protein Mx2. Lineage: Eukaryota; Metazoa; Chordata; Mammalia; Rodentia; Muridae. Bases 156 to 2141 code for a protein of 661 amino acids. The transcript has 15 exons. Gene Ontology annotation, cellular component: cytoplasm; membrane; nucleus. Gene Ontology annotation, biological process: defense response to virus. The record is from RefSeq and is a predicted model, not a curated record. Gene Ontology annotation, molecular function: GTP binding; microtubule binding; GTPase activity.
GUUAAAAGAGCUCUGAGUUCUGGCAGCUGGACACUCUGUUGCCAAGCCAGGAGUGGGGUGGAGCCAGAAGUGUUUAAAGACACUGGAGCCCAGAAAGCCAAGCACUCAGUCAUUAAGCAGGACACUGAGUGCCUAAUUGAGAGAAGAAGUAAAAGAUGGUUCUUAGCACAGAAGAAAACAGAAGCGUUGAUUCAGUCAACUUACCCAGUGACCCACUGCCCAAUGGAGAGACUGGCCUAGGAGAGAAAGACAAGGAUUCUGUGAACAACCUCUGCAGUCAGUAUGAGGAGAAGGUGCGACCCUGCAUUGACCUCAUCGACUCUCUGCGGGCUCUGGGUGUGGAGCAGGACCUGGCCCUGCCUGCCAUCGCUGUCAUUGGGGACCAGAGUUCAGGGAAAAGCUCUGUGCUGGAAGCACUGUCUGGAGUGGCCCUUCCCAGAGGCAGUGGUAUUGUCACCAGAUGUCCUCUGGUGCUGAAAUUGAAGAAACUGAAUCAGGGAGAGGAGUGGAGAGGCAAAGUCAUCUAUGAUGACAUCGAAGUGGAACUCUCUGAUCCUUCACAGGUGGAAGAGGCCAUCAACAAAGGUCAGAACUUCAUUGCUGGGGCAGGGCUGGGCAUCAGUGAUAAGCUCAUUAGCCUGGAUGUCAGCUCCCCACACGUUCCAGACCUGACUCUGAUUGACCUGCCUGGAAUUACUAGGGUGGCUGUAGGCAACCAGCCUGCAGACAUAGGACGCCAGAUCAAGAGACUCAUCAGGACAUACAUCCAAAAGCAGGAGACCAUCAACCUGGUGGUAGUCCCCAGCAAUGUGGACAUUGCUACCACAGAGGCCCUGAGCAUGGCUCAGGAGGUGGACCCUGAAGGGGAUAGGACCAUAGGGAUCUUGACCAAGCCUGAUCUGGUGGACAGAGGUGCCGAAGACAAGGUCGUGGAUGUGGUCCGGAACUUGGUGUAUCAUCUGAAGAAGGGCUACAUGAUAGUCAAGUGCAGGGGUCAGCAGGACAUCCAGGAGCAGCUGAGCCUGACUGAGGCUCUUCAGAAUGAGCAAAUCUUCUUCAAGGAACACCCUCAUUUCAGGGUUCUUCUGGAGGAUGGGAAGGCCACAGUGCCCUGCCUGGCAGAAAGACUGACCACCGAACUCAUCUCACACAUCUGUAAAUCUCUUCCUUUGUUAGAAAAUCAAAUCAAGGAAAGUCACCAGAAUGCAAGUGAGGAGCUGCAGAAGUAUGGUGCAGACAUACCAGAAGACGACAGUGAAAAAACUAUCUUCCUGAUCGAAAAACUCAAUGCUUUUAACCAGGACAUCACUACCAUAGUACAAGGGGAAGAGAAUGUGGGGGAAGGAGAAUGUCGCCUAUUCACCAGGCUCCGUAUCGAGUUCGUGUUGUGGAGUAAGGAAAUUGAAAAGAAUUUCCAAAGAGGUUAUGAUGUUUUAUAUAAAGAAGUCCAGACAUUUGAAAAGCAAUAUCGUGGCCGAGAACUGCCAGGAUUUGUGAAUUACAAAACAUUUGAGAACAUCAUUAGAAGACAAAUCAAAGCCCUGGAAGAACCAGCUAUAGAGAUGCUGCACACGGUCACUGAAAUUGUACGAGCUGCCUUUAUAAGAGUUUCUGAGAAAAAUUUUUGUGAGUUUCUUAACCUCCACAGAACUGCCAAGUCCAAACUUGAAGACAUCAGAUUAGAACAAGAAACGGAAGCAGAGAAGUUGAUCCGGCUUCACUUCCAGAUGGAGCAAAUCAUCUACUGCCAGGACCAAAUUUACAGGGGAGCCUUGCAGAAGGUCAGAGCGGAGGAAGCUGAGGAGGAGGAGAAGAAGACGAAGCAUGGCACCAUCAGUUUCUCUAAGUCCCAAGAUUUACAGAAUUCCAACAUGGCUGAGAUCUUCCAGCAUCUGAAUGCCUACCGCCAGGAGGCUCACAACCGCAUUUCCAGCCACAUUCCCCUGAUCAUUCAGUAUUUCAUCCUGAAGAUGUUUGCUGAGCAGCUGCAGAAGGGCAUGCUCCAGCUUCUGCAGGACAAGGACUCCUGCAGCUGGCUUCUGAAGGAGAAGAGUGACACCAGUGAGAAGAGGAAAUUCCUGAAGGAGCGGCUGGCAAGGCUGGCCCAGGCUCGACGCCGGCUAGCCAAAUUCCCUGGUUAAGCUGGCUCUGUCCUUUCCUGUGUCUCCUGGAUACUGAUUCUGAGACAGAAAGGCUCUUGCUUUUCCUGGUAGCUAUACCACCACCCUUUAUCCUUUGAUAAAUGUUAGCACUCAGAUUUGAAGGAGCUUUCUGCUCACUCUUGAGAUGAGGAAGGGAAAGAGGCUCCCAAAACUCAGCUAGUAGAUGGAUAGAGGAAGCCACUUUGCUGAUAAGACAAUGACUUCACCCUGAGUACACUUCCUACCCACCAUGUGCUCUACCUUUUAGCACUCUGCCAGGAACAAGUAUUUGAUGUACAAAUGGGCCAUGGUGUUGGGAGCUGCCUAUUACAUUCCUUAAUAAAUCACUUUUCUUUGA